GGCCGCGGAUGCGGCGCCUCGCCCCGGCUGCCGACGGAGGAAGAAAAGUUUGGGGGCGACUUGGGGCGUCGGAGGCGCCGGAGGAGAAGGCGGAUGCGCGGUUUCCCCGGCUGAUCGGGAAGGAAGGAUGACCGAGGAGGAUGUGCACCAGCAGCCAGAUCAUCGGGAGCCUCCUGGUGCUCUCCGUGCUGGAGAUAGGGUUAGGGGUGUCCAGCGUGGCCGUGGGGGCGGUCAGUUUCAGCCUGGUCCUCACAGAGCAUAAACCGCAGCUGGGAGACUCUUCUCCGGUAUGGAGCGGGGUGUGUUUUCUGCUUUGCGGCAUAUGUGGAAUAUUGUGCGCCAAAAAAAAAUCUGGACUUGUUAUGAUACUUUUUUCUGCCUGUUGUAUUUGUGGACUAAUUGGAGGAAUCCUAAAUUUUCAAUUUCUUCGUGCUCUGACAAAGAAGUCCUCUGCUCUCUACUCUUUGCAUCUCGCCUCCAUGUCUCUUGCAUGCAUUGGAAUUGGUGGUUGCACCCUUUCUUCAUGGCUCACUUGUCGGCUAGCCAGCUAUGAACAAAGGCGAAUGUUCUCGGAAAGAGAGCAUUCACUGCAUCACUCCCAUGAAAUGGCAGAAAAAAGAUUGAGGGGUAUUGAAAUAACCGACCUGCCCAGCUGCCCGGUGGUUCCCCCGACACCAGAGUUACCUCCAAGGUACGCUGAACACUAGGGAGCUGCCAUGUUGUUAUGUCACUUCAGGAAGUGCCACCUCUAAAAGGAAAUCAUAGUUUCAGCUAAUCAAAGUUGGCUGAUGCUGUGAUGUCACUCCAAAUCAGGAAUGGUGCUUCCAGAUGCUGACAUAAUUCUACGUGGUGAAUGCUGCAGUUUGGAAGUAAGUUGAGUAUUUAAAAUAUUCACUCUAGUUACACACAUCCAAAUGCUCCUAUUUGGAUGUCACCACCAUUAAUUCAUUCUGCUUCAAAUCUGUG
Messenger RNA from Tinamus guttatus (white-throated tinamou), 966 nucleotides. The record is from RefSeq and is a predicted model, not a curated record. NCBI's taxonomy places the organism in Eukaryota, Metazoa, Chordata, Aves, Tinamiformes, Tinamidae.